AUGCAGAACCAUCGCCGUCCCCAUAGCGAUGCUAGCUACUUCGAGCAUUCUCCCACCGCUCGUGGCCCGCUCGCUGACUUCGCUCGGACUCCGUUCUAUCCGCCUCCACCGCAUGACACUCGGUGUGCUCCGACGUCCGACGGACGUUGCAUUUGCGGUGCGAGCUCUUCCUCCUUCAGGCCGGAGUACUCACAGCAGGUGGCUACCGUUCGUCGUCCAGUGAGGCCGAGUCGGCGCCCGUCGCCGCUCUUCUCCUACGGCUCUGACAGCCCCAUCCCGCGUUCCAACCCUUUCACCGAUGAGGAGCCUGACUACUCCUCGAUCCUUCCUGGUUUCGCGCAGAACUUCACUGCUCGGGUCAUGCCUGUGAACGAUUCGGGCUCCAGCGGGCUUCCAUCGGACGAGUCGCCGUCUUCAGCCUAUUCCAAUGACCGUCCCCCCAUUACCGGCCUUGUCCCCUUCGACUACAACGGGGAGCGCUACUAUCCGGAGACCACCCGCCGUCCCACCCCGCUUGACCAGGCCCAAGCUGAGGUUGUGCGCAUGCUGCGUUCUCAACCCCCUCUGGCACCGCUCAGCACGCCUCCGCUUCGCCCUGUUCCGUCUCCGUCAGACGGGGACUUCGAUGUUCCGUUGCUGCUUCUGACUCCCCCGUCGCUUCCGCGUCCUUCCCGGAACCUGGGUCCAGACGCUGAGCGUGUGAUGGAAGCUCAUAGGACGCUCACUCGGAUAAUCUCGUCCGAGGAUGCUGAUGGUGACUCACAGCCGCAUUAUGGCAACAUCCAUGUGGGCAUGGCGAUUGCGCCUUCUCUUGAACCCGUGGGGCUGGGUAUUCUGUUCCCGAAGCUUACUGAUGAGCAGGAGCCGGAGCCGAAGGAGAUCGACUACAGCGAUGGGGAGUCCAUUUCUCCUGACGAGAUGUUCUCGUUCGACCAAUUCUUCGCCGGUUUCAAUUCUGUUGUGGAGCCGGCGUCGCCGCAGAUCGAGAAUUUGGAGGAUGAGCUUUCUGGCUCUGUUCCGGAGGAGGAGGAGGAGGAGGAGGAGGAGUACGAUACUGACUCCGCAGACGAGGCGGCAGCUGAAUCUGAUGAGGAUCCCGAUUCGCACAUGUUCCCCGGAAUUUUGCAGCCCCCCUACCCUGCUGCCCCGGAUGGAGUCAACCCACAGCCCAUGUGGGCCCAAGUUCUCACUUCCUACGACCUUCUGGACACUCAACCCGACCUUUCCAGUGAUCUCGGCCAGGACUUCUUGGUUCUCAUGCGGGACACUGAUCUGGAGCGCGCACAGCGCGUCAGCGACAUCAAGGAUCUCCGCUAUGACCUCAACCAAGCCAAGGCGUCGCGCAAGGACUCCGCUUGGAACGAGCCUUCAGACCCAACCUUUCUGGAUGGGGACUCGGAGGAAGGGAUGAUGUUGAAAUUGAUGCACAACAUCAACAAGCUAUUCGAGCACGAUACUUACCACUGGCCGAUGUUGACGCCGUUGGAGUAUGGUAUGGAGGACGAGCACGAUCAGAUUGUCCCUGACCAGCCUCUCUACAUGGCUCACCGCGAAGACUGGAACACCAACUUCGAUUGGGUGCAGCCUUUCGCUCCGCGUCGCAGCAGCCGCAGUGACGAUGAGGACCAGGUCCCCCUUUCCCCUAAGUCAGAGCCCAUUGCGUGGAAUCCUGACUUCAAUUGGUCGGAGCCGUUCGCUCCGCGCUCUGUCGCUGAUGACGAGCUCGAGGUCCCACUUUCGCCGAAGUCAAAGGUAGGUCGUGUGUGA
This is a messenger RNA of Lasiodiplodia theobromae, 1767 nucleotides long. RefSeq lists its product as uncharacterized. NCBI's taxonomy places the organism in Eukaryota, Fungi, Ascomycota, Dothideomycetes, Botryosphaeriales, Botryosphaeriaceae. The record is from RefSeq and is a predicted model, not a curated record. The coding region runs from base 1 to 1767 and encodes 588 amino acids. The transcript has a single exon.